This is a messenger RNA of Ilex paraguariensis (yerba mate), 3155 nucleotides long. NCBI's taxonomy places the organism in Eukaryota, Viridiplantae, Streptophyta, Magnoliopsida, Aquifoliales, Aquifoliaceae. The record is from the annotation of a GenBank genome assembly.
GCUUCAGCAUCCAAUGCUCCUCCAAACCCCUGAAAGUAUUCUGCACCACUGCCUGAACAUCACCUACACCUCUUUCUCUCUCUAAAAGUUUCUCUUUUUUCUCUGCCAAAAAGGUUCCCAAGAUGAGAACCCAUCUUGAGCUCAAGCUUUUAGCUCUUUUGGUUUUUGGAUUAUCUUCCAUUUUACUCUGUGCAGAGUCUCAAACAAACUCAGAUGAUACCUCAGUAAUGUUAGCUCUGAAGAAGAGCCUUAACCCACCUGAAGAACUGGGUUGGUCUGGCCCAGAUCCAUGCCAGUGGAUCCACGUGGGCUGCUCAGAUAACAAACGGGUUACCCGUAUCCAAAUCGGGCGCCAAAACCUUCAAGGUAAACUCCCUCCAAACCUCUCUAACCUCACUGAACUGCAACGCUUAGAGCUUCAGUGGAACAACAUUUCUGGUCCAUUACCAAGCUUAAAUGGGUUGACUUCAUUACAAGUGUUAAUGCUUAGUAACAACCAGUUUAGUUCAACGCCUGCUGAUUUCUUUGUUGGUAUGUCUUCAUUAACAUCUGUUGAGAUUGAUAACAACCCUUUCUCUGCUUGGGAAAUCCCUGAGAGCCUUAAAAAUGCUUCAACACUUCAAAAUUUCUCAGCAAAUUCUGCGAAUAUUAGUGGGAAAAUACCAGAUUUUUUAGGCCCAGAUGGGUUUCCAGGCUUGAUUAAUUUGCAUUUGGCUUUGAAUAACUUGGAAGGUGAAUUGCCUGUGAGUUUUUCGGGUUCACAAAUCGAGUCUUUGUGGGUUAAUGGGCAGAAACUAAGUGGAGGAAUAGAUGUUAUCCAGAACAUGACAUUCUUAAAGGAGGUUUGGUUGCAUUCCAAUGUAUUUUCUGGGCCAUUGCCGGAUUUUUCGGGGUUGAAGGGUUUGGAAAUCUUAAGCCUUAGAGACAAUUCAUUUUCUGGUCCUGUUCCAGUGUCUUUGGUCAAUCUUGAGUCCUUGAGAGUUGUUAAUUUGACCAAUAAUUUGCUUCAAGGACCAAUGCCAAAGUUUAAUGAUUCAGUUUUAGUGGAUAUGGCAAACGAUACAAAUAGCUUCUGUUUGCCACAACCUGGUGACUGUGAUCCUCGAGUGAAUACUUUAGUUUCAAUUGUAAAAUCAAUGGAUUACCCGGUAAAGUUUGCAGAGAAUUGGAAGGGGAAUGAUCCUUGUGCGGAUUGGUUUGGGAUCACUUGCAACAAUGGGAACAUUACCAUUAUUAAUUUUCAGAAAAUGGGUCUUAAUGGUACAAUAUCUCCUGAAUUUGCUUCGCUUAAGUCUCUGCAAAGAUUGGUUCUUUCUGAUAACAAUCUCACUGGGAUAAUUCCAGCAGAGCUCAAUACUAUGCCUGCACUUACUGAAUUAGAUGUGUCAAACAACCACCUUUUCGGUAAAGUACCGGCCUUUAAGAAGAACAUCAUUGUAAAAACAAAUGGAAACCCAGAUAUUGGUAAAGAUAAGAAUAAUGCUACUUCUAAAGGCAUCCCUUCUCAGGGCGCAUCUGGUCCUUCAAGUGCUGGUUCUGAAAAUAAAGGAGGUUUGGAAAUGGGUCGUAGAAAAUCUAGAAAUCGGACAGGUAUCGUGGUGUUUUCAAUAAUUGGGGGAUUCUGUGUGGUUUUCUUGCUUGGUUUAGCGGCUUUCUGUAUAUACAGAAGUAAACAAAAGCGGUUUAGCAGGGUACAGAGUCCGAAUGUCAUGGUGAUUCAUCCUCCCCAUUCAGGAUCAGAUAAUGAAAGUGUGAAGAUUACGGUUGCAGGAUCAAGUGUUAGUGUUGGUGCAAUGAGUGAAACCCAUACUGUUUCUACCUCUGAAACCAGUGACAUCCAAAUGGUUGAAGCAGGAAAUAUGGUUAUUUCCAUCCAAGUUUUAAAGAGUGUGACAAACAAUUUCAGUGAAGAAAACAUACUGGGCCAAGGGGGUUUUGGGACAGUUUAUAAAGGAGAGUUGCAUGAUGGAACUAAGAUUGCGGUAAAGAGAAUGGAGUCUGGGGUGAUAGCCGGGAAGGGGCUGGCAGAGUUCAAGUCUGAGAUUGGUGUUUUGACCAAGGUUCGACACCGACAUCUUGUUGCUCUUCUUGGGUACUGUCUUGAUGGGAACGAGAAACUUCUUGUUUAUGAAUAUAUGCCUCAAGGGACCCUUAGUAGGUGUCUUUUUAACUGGGGAGAGGAAGGGUUGAAACCAUUGGAAUGGAUGAAAAGGUUGACCAUUGCGCUCGACGUUGCUAGGGGUGUUGAGUACCUCCAUGGUUUGGCCCAUCAGAGCUUCAUACACAGGGACCUAAAGCCUUCCAACAUCCUGCUUGGGGAUGAUAUGAGGGCUAAGGUUUCAGAUUUUGGUCUUGUGCGGCUUGCUCCUGAAGGAAAAGGCUCCAUUGAAACAAGAAUUGCUGGAACAUUUGGGUAUCUAGCACCGGAAUAUGCAGUGACUGGGCGAGUGACUACUAAGGUCGAUGUCUUCAGUUUUGGGGUGAUCUUGAUGGAGUUGAUUACAGGAAGAAAAGCACUCGAUGAGAGCCAGCCUGAAGAGAGUAUGCAUCUUGUGACAUGGUUCCGAAGAAUGCACCUUAACAAGGAUACUUUCCGCAAGGCCAUUGACCCCACAAUUGACCUCAACGAGGAAACGCUUGCUAGCAUCAGCACUGUCGCUGAACUUGCUGGCCACUGCUCUGCAAGGGAGCCAUAUCAAAGACCCGACAUGGGUCAUGCUGUCAAUGUGCUAUCUUCUCUUGUCGAGCUAUGGAAACCAUCUGACCAGAACUCGGAUGAUGUCUAUGGCAUUGACCUCGAAAUGUCAUUGCCACAAGCACUCAAGAAGUGGCAGGCGUUUGAAGGACAAAGUCAUAUGGAUUCUUCUUCUUCGUCGUUCCUUCCUAGCUUGGACAAUACUCAGACCAGCAUACCCACUAGGCCGUAUGGAUUUGCUGAGUCUUUCACAUCCGCAGAUGGGAGGUGAGAAGGAAUAGGAAGUAUGGUGAUGGUGGUUUUGUUUGAUUAUGUUUGUUCAUUCUCUUUCCCUUGUUCCUUGUUGUAAUCUAUGUUAGCUUGUUUGUUCAGUUUGUCCAGUUUGCAGCUCUGUAGUUUGGAUAUUCUCCACUUGGUUAUGAAGAUUUGGAAAUGCAAUGGAAUGAAUUUCUCGAAAAAG